AUGGCUCCAGGUGGCAGGCGGUUUAAGGCCACACCCAAGGCCACACCCAAGGCCACACCCAAGGCCACACCCAAGGCCACACCCAAGGCCACACCCAAGGCCACACCCAAGGCCACACCCAAGGCCACACCCAAGGCCACACCCAAGGCCACACCCAAGGCCACACCCAAGGCCACACCCAAGGCCACACCCAAGGCCACACCCAAGGCCACACCCAAGGCCACACCCAAGGCCACACCCAAGGCCACACCCAAGGCCACACCCAAGGCCACACCCAAGGCCACACCCAAGGCCACACCCAAGGCCACACCCAAGGCCACACCCAAGGCCACACCCAAGGCCACACCCAAGGCCACACCCAAGGCCACACCCAAGGCCACACCCAAGGCCACACCCAAGGCCACACCCAAGGCCACACCCAAGGCCACACCCAAGGCCACACCCAAGGCCACACCCAAGGCCACACCCAAGGCCACACCCAAGGCCACACCCAAGGCCACACCCAAGGCCACACCCAAGGCCACACCCAAGGCCACACCCAAGGCCACACCCAAGGCCACACCCAAGGCCACACCCAAGGCCACACCCAAGGCCACACCCAAGGCCACACCCAAGGCCACACCCAAGGCCACACCCAAGGCCACACCCAAGGCCACACCCAAGGCCACACCCAAGGCCACACCCAAGGCCACACCCAAGGCCACACCCAAGGCCACACCCAAGGCCACACCCAAGGCCACUUGCUCCCAAUGGUUGCAAGGAGAUGGUAUCAAUACAUGUGGUUUCUGUAUCAGGUUAUGUGGGACGAUUCAGUGCACUGGAGCCACCAGACAGAGGCAGAACACGCCAGUUCUGGUGGACUGGGACCACCAGAGUCUGCUUUAA
Schistocerca americana (American grasshopper) is the source of this 885-nucleotide messenger RNA. RefSeq names its product anti-sigma-I factor RsgI2-like. Bases 1 to 885 code for a protein of 294 amino acids. The record is from RefSeq and is a predicted model, not a curated record. Lineage: Eukaryota; Metazoa; Arthropoda; Insecta; Orthoptera; Acrididae. The transcript has 2 exons.